CCCACUGGUUACUUGGAAAUAUUGGGGAAGAUGGGAAAGAGAUUAUUCCAGCACAUGGGGAAAGAGGAUCACUUGUAGCUUUACCAGAUAAAAUAUAGGCUUCUCAGUAAACUGGAAUUUCAGAUGUACAACAAAUAAUUUUUUUAUAUAUAUAUAUAUUUUUUUUAGACAAAGUUAUUGAUAGGAAAACAAAUAAUUUUUAGUAUGUCUCAAAUAUUAUAUUCAUCGUUUAUCUGAAGUUCAUAUUUAACAGGGCAUCCUGUACUUCUAUUUGCUGAAUCUGGCAACCCUACUUGGCAAAUCUGGAUCACAGAGUGUCAGUCAGACUGGGAAAGACAGUCUUGAGGAACAGAGUUGGUAGAACCCUUGACCCCCCUCUGCCUCCUCCUGUCUUGGAAGCAGCGUCCCCAGCAACCUCCAGACUCCUGCAGGCUGACACAGCCGCUGCUCUGCCAUGGCCAGUCCAGUUUGCCAGCAAACUGCAGGAGGAAGUGACUUGCCCUGUCCGCUUGGACAUUCUGAGUACCCUGUCACCAUCAACUGUGGGCAUAAUUUCUGGGUCAGAUGCACACCCGGAGAGGGGGAGCAUGAGACAACUUUUUCAAAUGUCCCUGUGCAACAGUUCCGUGAGGAAGGACACAUGCAGGCCCAACUGGCUGCUGGUGAAUCUCAUGGAGAAAAUCCAACCUCUGGCUCCCUCUGAGAUGCGGCCCAAUAGGGAAGAGCUGUCCUGCGAGGCACUGGGCAGGUCCCGUCCAAGGACCACAGAUCCCAUAACGCCAGCUGGAUAGAAGCAGCCGCCCAGCAUUAUCAGGUAGGCUUUCGGGCUUCCUUCCCUGUGCCCAUCAGCCCAGGAGUUCAAGGGCCGGGAGACUGUGGGCUUGUGCCGCGCUGCCCCACCCCUUGCGCUCCAGCGAGCGGGGAGUUGGCCGUCAGGCACCGAAGGAGCAAAGCUCUGAGUCUGGGGGCUGCUGCGUGCUGGGAUCGAGGCACAGUGGAGAAUGGAAAGGGUGUGGAAUUUUGACUCGGGAGGUGUGGGCUCAGGUCCAGACCCUGAGUUUACUGUGCCGUCUUCCAGGAAGCGCUUUACCUCUCUGGGCCUCAGGUGCCUCACCUUUCAAAUGGCGCCGAUAAGACAUCUCUUAAAGCUGUUGCUAGGAAGGUGAGGGAAGGCUGUAGGAGUUCUUUGAUAACGGCAGAGCACCACGUAACAGUCGUGGUAGGCCGCCAAAAAUAGCCACAUCCUCCUCUUUCAGGUCACAGGCUCCAGAUUCCUCCCUUCCCAGAAGCCCCUCCCCGCCAGCGUGGGGGGUAUUAAUAAUUAACCCGGACUCCCCUGGAAAGUCGCACCCGCUCUCCUGAAAGGCCCAGAAAUCCCGGGCGCCGCCCGCCCACUGGCCCGUGCCCACGGAGGCGGACUCAGCGCAGACCCGCCUCGCGGCGGCGGGGCAAGCGCAGGCGCCGGGCCAAGAGCGUCGUUGUCUCCGCGGCCCAGGCGGAGCGCGAGAGGCAAAGGAUCCUCAGGGAAUUCAAGCACUUGCUUCAGGUCCUAGAGGAGUCUCCUCCUGUAAGGGAGGAGCUGGCUGGACCACGAGGGAGCCCAGGCGGGAAACUCCGUGUCACUUCCACCUGGCACAGCUGACCCUCUGAAGAAGCUCAUCGGUUCCCUGAAGGCCAAGGGCAAAUGCGGUCCUGACAGCUGCUAGAGGAGUGAAGAGUUUCAAUUUCUCAGCCCAAUCCCUAUUCAUCUGGACCUCGAGAAAAAACUUAGUGAAGCAAAAUCAAGACAUGACUCCAUCACAGGGAGCCUGAAAAAACUCAAAGACAAUCUACAGGCUGAUAGGAAGGAAAAUGAAAACAGAUUCUUCACAGGCAUGAAUGAAAACUAUGAAGACCUGUAAGUGGGAAGUUGCUCCUGCCAUUUGGGGAAAGUGAGAAGAUCAAAGGGGAAAAAAAUCUGUCUCUGUGCUUACGUGAAGGCCAGAUAUGUGUGGAUGCCCAUUCCUUGGCCAAUUGAGAACAGGCAUAUGGAUAUAUUUUAUUAUUUUAAACUCAGACAGGAAGGAAAAAGUGGGACAAGGAGGAGGCAGCUCAAUCUCUGCAGUGUUAGCUGCCCUACCUGCACAUACCAGGCAAUGGUCCUCUGGGUGAGAGGUCAGGACAGCUCAGGGGAUGGAGACCCACUGUAAUGACAGCCUGUGCUGAAGUCAUCAGAGAUGGUUCUGCCACCUGAAAUGGUAACACUAGAAGUACCAUUUCUUAAAGGACCACUAUCCAACAUUUCAAAACCCUACAACUAUCCUCCAAGGUGCUGGUUACAGAAUAACAAUCCUAAAACGAAGAAAACCCCAGAGCCUGAGUCACCCUCUCCAGGUGCCAACGAGACAGGAAGGAAGCUGCUCCUGCACUCCUGAGGGAUGAGGGUCAGAAAGAUUCCUCCACAUCAGCUAGAUCAUCUCUGGGCAUGAAUUUUCUUAUCUAUAUUGUAAGGGUUAGACUACACAUUGUAAAUAUGCCUUUCAACCUUAAUAUUCUAUAAAUCUAGGAUUCUUUGAACUUAGUAGAGGUGGGCACCAGAAUGAAAUUAGCUGUAUUUGGUGCCCUUACUGGAGAUCCCUAUAUAAGUUAAUAAAUAAUUUGUUUGGAAGACCUACUCUCUGUAAUGGGAAGUGGACAUGGAAAUGGGGUGAUUACCUUGAAUGGGGGUUAGAAAAGGAAAUGGAAAGAAAAGACUACUGGACAAAAUGAGCUUCUAAAUACAUAAAUGAGACCAUGUAAAUCUGUCACUUUAAGGUCUACAGUGACAUAUCACCACUCUUAGAACAAAACCCAACUCCUUAUCCUGGGCCCUAAGAUCCUGCACAGCUUGGCUCAGCAUUUCUCCAAUAUCACCUCAAACCAUUCUCGCCAAGCUUCACACUCUUUCAAGGCCUUUCCCACCGCAGGACCUUUGCACCUGCUGUUGCCCUGCCCACGGGCUCCCUCCAGCUCUCCUGCCUGGCCUCCUCUCAGCAGCCCGGACUCCUCUCAAAUGUCACCUCCUUAGAGGGGAUUUUUCUAACACACUAUUCUAGGGAUUUUUCUAACACACUAUUAACAGUAGUCACACCUCCUCCAGUUAAUUCCUCGUAUAUUACCCACUUCAUACUCUUCAAAGCACUUGUCACAAUCUAUAAUCUUGCUGGUUCAUUUGUUACUUGCUUAUUGUUGGUCUCUCCCAAUAGGAUCUAAAUUGCCAGAGGACAAGAUCAUGUCUGGCUUGUUCUCCACGGUAUCCCUAACUCCCAGAACAGUGCUCAGCAAAUAAUAGGGGUUUAGUAAAUAUUAAUAGCUGUUGAAUAAUUAAGUGAAUGGAUAAAUAAAUGUACAAUUUUUAAAGGGACACUGCUAAGGGGUUGAGGAACAGGAAGGCCUUGGGAACAUUGUGAAGGAUGAACAGUGAAUGUUUAAGGGGGAAUUAAAAGGAUAGAUAUUCCAUAGAGGCAGUACUAAUAAAAAAAAAAAAGGAUAGAUAAAACAAUAGUAGUGACAUGGGCAAGGGGGGUGUCAGAAGGAAAGGAAACAAAUUAGCAUUCAGGAUGAGCUUGAAGGAGGGACAGCAUCUCAGAGGAACUGUGAGCCCUAAGCAAGAUUGAAAGGGAGAGGGAAGAAGGAGGCUUCUAGGAGUGACAGAAAUGAGAAAGUAAAUAAAGUCUCAGAAGAAAGAAAUAAAUUUUUAAGGGAAUUUAGAGCCAGUAAGUUUGCAUUUGGUCCUGGCUUUGCCUCUGUUCGAGCCUGAUCAAACCCUUUGCCCCGCCAGAGUCCUGGUGAGGCCACCGUGCAACGGCCGGACUGGGCUCACAGCUGUUAUGGGGUUAAAUGAGAGAGUGGACUAUGGGGGUGACAAUCCGGUAACACAGGUCAUGCCACUGAGAUCAGGACUGAUUGGAUUAAUCUGGUGGGGUCUUCUUCCUUUAUCUCCACCUUGAGUCCCUCCCUCCUAACCCUGCCCUCCCUCGGGGCAUGUUUGCCUGGAGUCCUUGAAGCCUUUGCAUAGGAGAACUGCCUUGCUCCGGUAGAGUCCAGUUAUGUUAAAAUACACUGUAAACUGCAGAGUCUUUUAAAAAAUUAGUCAUUAUAGAAGCAACCAGCAUGGAAGGAAAUAUUUUCUGGAAGGCAUAGUGAGCGGACAUUGAGAAACACUUGUGGUUUCCUUCAUUCGUCCUGCUUACUUCCUGGGCCAUGAUUUCCCAAGUCCGGUGUUCUCCCUAGAGGUGCUUUACAUUCUCUGUUCGCCCUUUUCUCUCCCUCCCUCUCAACACAACCUCCCCUCCCUUCACAAGUCCCUCCUGAGAUCAUCCCCACUCGUCCUGUCUCUGGUCUCUGGCAGCAGGAGCCUCACCCGCUUGUCCCCUCAGUGUCCGGGAUGGCAGGUGUAGGCUGACAGUGGAUACACUGUAUCUGCCUCGUUACACUCCUUCACACAGGAAUGGCAGAUUUGCCUGAUGGGGCAUAUACUUUACCUGCCUCAUCACACUUCCCAAGGGCAGGACCAUGACUGUCCUGUCAUUGGUCUCCCAAACACCUCUUCAUUCCUACCUCUCUCCCCUGGAAGCUCCUAAAGACUUGUGGACUUUUUAAAAGUCUGAGGAUGUUACUGACACAGAGGAGAGAGACUGGAGGAUAGAUAAAAGGAGAGAAGGACAAAAGGAAGAGAAGGGAAAGAAAGGAAGGGAUGGGCUAAGGCCUCUCCUGCCCCUAACAUCCCUGGUGCCAUGCAUGGGUAUUGAGCUGUAACAUUCUGCAACACCACAAGCAGACGUCCUGGAAGGAGUUGGGAAGGGUUAGGGACAGUUACAUGGGUGGCCCCGUGUGAAGUCGCGAGAAGACUGAGUGCUACACCAGAAGCAGAAUGCAGCCGCGGUGAACUGCAGCAAGCCGAGCCAAGCCAGCACGCACAGACUCACAUCUGCCCUUCUGGCUCUCCAGAGAUACAAUGAACCCAAGGGAGGAUUAAAGGAUCAAGUGUAGAGUUAUUAGGGAUUCCAGAGACAGGGAAAAGGUCUUGAGGAGUAAGAUAUUUCCUGGCAGAGUCUGCCUCCAAAUGCCUUUUCCCUUACUGGUGUCCUAGAACCAUCAGAUGUGAACUCACGGUAACCAGGGUGUGAAGGCCAAGCGGAAGCUUUGCUAGCAGGAAUCCUUGUCUAGUUAUGGAGGGAAACUAACAACUAGCCAUGAGCUUCUCCAGCCAGACUGAGCACCGUGUCCCAUGACAUGAGCAUCUCCAGCACGGUGCCUGGAGGCUACCAGCAAGGAGUAACUAUUGACUGAGAAGGACAAGAAGGUCUCAGCAGAGUCAGCCAGAGGCCCCCGUCCCUGUGCUGGAUCUGUGAGGAGCAACCCAACAGCCCGGGCACAGGUCACCAGACCACAUGCCAGGCGCUGCGUCAGGCGCAGGGACGCAGCAGCAAUCAUCAAGGUUGGGUUCCUCUUCCAGUGUCACUUAGCUUCUAUUGGAUAGAAACAGAUCACAAGCAGGAACAUACAUCAUCGCAGACAGUAAUACAUGCCGUGAAGACAGGAAAUCUGGGUAACAGACAGUGAAUGCCUUUGAGGAAACUACUUGAGAUACAAGUGGCAAAAGGAGUCCUCCCUGACUAUGGUACCUUUGAAGACGGGGACAGCCAUGUGAAGCUCUAGAGGGAGAGGGCCCCAGCAGAAGGAACACUGAGUGCAAAAGCUGUAUGGCCUCAUAAGGCUUGGCGUGUGCAAGGGACAGAGAACAUAGGCCCUGCGGCUAGAGCACCGGGAGGAAAUGGAGGCACAGCGCCAGCUGCAAGGCCAGGGUCCCCCUUUGGCUGCACACUGGGACCUCCUGCAGCAGGUGGGCAUUGCCGACACCUGGGACCCCUCUCCAGAGAUUCUGUUUAAUGGGUCUGAGGUGUUGCCUGGGCGUCAGGAGUUUAAAAGUUUCCCAGAUGACUCCAAUGUGCAGCCAAGACUGUGAGGCACUGACAAGACCUUGGAGACCACACAGGGUACUUGGAUUAGUGACAAUACAAGACAGAACUUAUUGUCUGAGAGGCCUUGGAGGUGGGGAUGGAGCUGGGAAAAUGAAGUAAUCCAGAAGAAAAGAGACAAAAGGGGACUGACGAGAAGGCCAGGACAGGCAGAGAAUUCCAGAAAAUGUGACAAAUCAGAAGGCACAAAAACAGACCAGUGCAGACGGAAUCAGAGAGCCAGAGACUGAGGGAGAAAGGGAACCAUAUGUACUAGCUUCCCAUUGGUGCUGUAACAAGGUAACACAGACUUGGCAGCUUGAAACAAUACACAUUUAUUACCUUGUAGUUCAGAAGCCUGAAAUGGGUGUUGCUGGGUUAAAAUCAAGGUGUCAGCGGGGCCUGGUUCUUUCUGCUGCUCCAGUGGGGACCCACUCCCUUGCCUUUGCAGCUUCUAGAGGCCACAGACUCCCUCAGCUUGAGGCUCCCUUCCUCAGCUUUCAAAGCCAGCAAUGUCAGGCUGCACACUUCUCAUGCCACUCUCUCUGGUUCUCUUUUGCUUUGGCCUCCACUUUUAGGGACCCUUGUGAUCACAUUGCACCCAUGUAGACAACCUGGAAUAAUCUCCCUAGAUUCAACUGAUUACCAACCUUAAUUCCACCUGCAAGUUUAAUUCCCUUUUGCCAAGUAAGUUGACAUGUUCACAGGGUCCAGGAAUUAGGGCAUGGCCAUUUUUGGGGGACCAUUAUUCUAUCUACUGUAGCAUAGAUGUACAUUUUUUACAAAACAGAUUUUAGUAAUAUAUUUAGUCUUUUGCUUGGGUAUCUGUGUGUUUUAUGAGCAGUGACCAGGGAGGGUAGUUCCAAGAUGAAUAUACUUGUGUUUGUUCCAAUAGGUUUGUUUAUCAGGGUGUCAUUUUUGAGUGUCUCCCUGAUAAGUAUGGGGGAAGGGAAGACAGGUGUCUAAUAAAGUCCUGCUGCUCCAUCAAAGCCUGGCUGCUGCUGUGUUGUUGUUCUUACUAACUAUAAAACUAAUGACACAAUGUCUCUUUGUAUGUUUUCUUUGAGCAUGUCCAUCUGUUCUUAAAUAAUACUGGAUGUCUCUCUCAGUGAUAUUUAAUGCAUAUGAGACUACUAAGCUGUAUCUGUGAUGCUUGCAUUACACGAGUGUGUCUGUGUGUAAGUUUGUGCACACUGGGGCAUUUGGGCAUUGAUGGUGCACCCACGUAUUUAACAAUGUGGGUGAUCACAGCUGUAGAUGCUUACUCACUCACAACCCCCCAUGGAUACCCAGAUAGCAAGGCCUGGCAUGGGGCAGGAGCUAGGAAGAGAAGGGAGGAAGGGAGGAGAGUGGGGAAGAGAAGGGAGGGAGGAGAGUAGGGAAGAGGAGGGGAGGAAGAGCAAAACAGAGAGUUGGAGGCAAGGGAAGAAGGGAACAUCAGAAAAAAAAAAUCAGAAAGCAGGAGGGAGUUCCAGGGAUCUGCAAUUUAAAAAAGAGGCAGGGUUGGGUCACAGCAAGGGGACAAGUCAGAAGACCUAGGUAUGGCUCCACUUCUGGCCAUUCCCUAGCUAUGCGACCUUGGCAAUUCCAGCUCUCUGGGCCUCAGUGAACAAUGACAGCUGAAAUAGACACUUCUUGGGUACAAUCCCAAGAAGGAGGAGGGAAAGAGAAAAAUGGAAAUAAAAAACACACGGGGAAAAGAGAGGGAAAGAGCUAGCCGGAGGGCGAGCUGAGAGCCCCUCCCUAGGCACCUGCUCCCCGCCCCUCACCCCAGAGCUUCAGAGUAUGCUUAAGCCCUUAAUAGGUAAGGAGGGAAGAUGGAAGGGCGAGAAGCGCGGGGGAAUGACAGCCACACACCAACACUCGAGGCUUGCCAAAGCCGCACAAACCAAGCAAGACCCGUGCUUCCAGCCCGGCCCUCAGAUGUGGGUGCGCCAGCCACCUGGAGUGACUCACGCCCCAGCGAUGCGGGCACACACGCCAAGAGCGAGCCUGGGCACUCUGCCCGCCUGCACACCACAGGCCGAGCGGAAGGAGCCUCCGCCCUCCCUAUAAAGCCCGCCGUGCCGGGGAGAUUCGCGCACUGGCCGAGACUCUGGCUGAAGACAGGCAGGCCCAGGAGGGGCAGAAAAGCGGCAAAACUUAAUGCGGGAGACGCAGAGAGGGGCACCGACUCCGCCAGCAGCAGGACUCGCCCGCCAUCUGCGCGCUCCGAGGCGGUCGCGGAGGUCGCGGAAGGGGCGGCGUGCAGACCCCGCGCCCCCAUGGAUGCGCCCGAGCUGGGCCCGGGGCUGGUGGAGCGUCUGGAGCAGCUGGCGACGUGUCCGCUGUGCGGGGGCCCCUUCGAGGACCCGGUGCUUCUGGCGUGCGAGCACAGCUUCUGCCGCGCGUGUCUGGCUGGCUGCUGGGGGGCCCCGCCGGCGGCCGGCACCGAGGCUCCCCCCACCGCCUGCCCCUGCUGCGGCCUGCCGUGCCCCCGCCGCUGCCUGAGGUCGAACGUGCGGCUGGCCGUGGAGGUGCGGAUCAGCCGCGGGCUUCGGGAGAAGCUGGCCGAGCCUGCGGCCCGCGCGGGGAGACGCCGAGGGGGCCGCAUCCCCACCAUGGGCUGCCUGGACCCGCGCGCAGAGGAUAUAAGGAAGACAUGGAGACGAUUUGAUGUCCCAACACCCAAGUCAUCUAACUCAGAGGAUGAUCUCCCUGAAGAUUACCCAGUGGUCAAGAACAUGCUUCACAGACUGACCGCUGACCUGACACUGGACCCUGGUACCGCACACCGCCACCUGCUCAUCUCUGCUGACCGUCGCAGCGUCCAGGUGGCCCCACCAGGGACUCCCGCGCCCCCUGACGGCCCUACGCGCUUUGACCAGCUCCCGGCUGUGCUGGGCGCACAGGGCUUCGGAGCUGGCCGCCACUGCUGGGAGGUGGAGACCGCGGGCGCCGCCUCCUGCACAGACUCUUCUGGGGACGAGGAUGACGGGGAGCGCCGCUAUGCCGUGGGCGCGGCAGGGGAGUCGGUGCAGCGCAAGGGUCGCGUGAGGCUGUGCCCCGCCGGAGCCGUGUGGGCCGUGGAGGGCCGCGGCGGCCGUCUCUGGGCCCUCACGGCACCCGAGCCCACCCUGCUGGGCGGCGCUGGGCCCCCGCCGCGGCGCAUUCGAGUGGACUUGGACUGGGAGCGGGGCCGCGUGGCCUUCUACGACGGCCACUCGCUGGACCUGCUCUUCGCCUUCCAGGCGCCCGGCCCCCUGGGGGAGCGUGUCUUCCCGCUGUUCUGCACCCGGGACCCCCGCGCCCCGCUACGCAUUGUGUCAGCGGAAGGCUGAGGGUCUCCCCCCAGCCUCCACGCCAGUCAGCAGCCGCCGCGAAGCUGCUUCCUUUGGGGCUCAGAAGUCCCCACUCAUUGCAGGGAUCAUGUCCGCACGCCCACUGCAGGAGUAAUAAGCACCCCACACCAAACCGUAUUAUCUCUUCUCUGUCUCAUUAUUUUCCCCCCAGAUAAUAAGGCCUCCGCUGGCUACAGGUUUCCAUAUCCAUGUCCAAAGCCACAUCCGUUCCUCCCCCUAGCACCCUAAUCUUCUUUCUCACUACUACCCCAGUACUUCCCACCUACUUUCUCCCCUUCUGUACUAUUCCAGGUCUGAAGUGGGGAGCAGGCCCUGCCCUGUCAGUACUAGUAAACUGCACGUUUACUACACAGGGGUCCUGCUAGUCAAGUCAAGUAUUUACCUCCCACUCUUGCCCGUACUAGCUCCAAAGGAGGGCUCAGGGCCUUCUCCAUGGCUCUAAGACUUGGGCUUCCCUGUCUGUCCACUCUGAAGUUUCUCCUCAAGAGAAACAAGAGACUUGACUCUGGCCUGGGCCCUAUGGCCCUCUAGGAAGCUUAAUACCCCUUUUUGUGGGAGGCAGGGGGGCAAGCCAGUUCCACUCCACCCUCCUGUGACUUUUUAUGCUCAUGGCAUUUUUCCAUAAAACCGCCCCCUGCAUGUACUCACAGAAAGGAACCAAUGGUGCUGCCUCUCCUCUCCUCCACCUGGGAAUGGCCUAGACAUCCCCAAACUCAUCUUUGUACAUAGUCUCAUAUCUUUCCCCAUAUGUAUAAAUGGGCCCAUAUUUAACACAUUUUGUGAUGUUGGGUUAUUUAUUUUGUGCAUCUGUGGCAAUAAAUGAGAUCUCAGUGGC
This is a messenger RNA of Microcebus murinus (gray mouse lemur), 10154 nucleotides long. The record is from RefSeq and is a predicted model, not a curated record. NCBI's taxonomy places the organism in Eukaryota, Metazoa, Chordata, Mammalia, Primates, Cheirogaleidae.